This is a messenger RNA of Clonostachys byssicola, 501 nucleotides long. NCBI's taxonomy places the organism in Eukaryota, Fungi, Ascomycota, Sordariomycetes, Hypocreales, Bionectriaceae. The record is from the annotation of a GenBank genome assembly.
AUGCCCUUUGAUGCGCAAUUUCAACUCCUCGCUCUCUUGCAGAAGUACCAAAUAAUGCACAUUCCCCCCGAAAACCUGGCGUUGCAUUAUUUCUGGCAUUGCGUCAUCGAUGUGGCCCCGGAUCGGCCAUUCUAUAACAUCGUCCGCCAGCGUAGAAGGGGAGGAUACUUCAUGGAGAAGAACUGCUUUUUACACACGGUUCUUCUUUCUCUAGGAUUCAAGCCAUGCAUCGCGGGCGCCAGAGUAUACGCAGGGCUUACGCACUGCCUCAAUAUUGUCGCAAUUCACGACAUUCGCUACGCCAUUGACGUGUGCUUUGGCGCCAAAGUUCCCAUACUGCUACUCAGACUCUCUCGUAAUCGAGUCCAGCAGGAUGCGUACGGUCCUGUGUGGACCAGUGUGUCUGGAUCUAUGAGCAUCGCAUCGACGACCAGGUCGCUUGGAUUCCUCAAUACUGUUUUCAAGACUUUAAAUUACUGCCUCAGGAUAUUCGGGCAUUAA